CUGGCAAGUUUAAGGAAAAAAGGGAAUGCUUAUACACUGUUGGUGGGAAUGUAAGUUAGUUCAGCCACUGUGGAAAGCAGUUUGGAGAUUUCUCAAAGAACAUAAAACAGAACUAACAUUCAACCCAGCAAUCCCAUUACUGAAUAUGUAUCCAAAAGAAAACAAAUCAUUCCACCAAAAAGACAUAUGCACUUGUAUGUUUAUUGCAACACUUCACAAUAGCAAAGACAUGGGAUCAACCUAGGUGCCCAUCAACAGUGGACUGGAUAAAAAUGUGGUACAUAUAGACCAUGGAAUACUAUGCAGCCACAAAAGAAUGAAAUUAUGCUCUUUGAGGGAAAAUGGCUAGAGCUGGAAUCCACUAAGUGAACUAAUGUAGUAACAGAAAACAAAUGCCUCAUGUUCUUAUAACUAGAAGCUAAACUCUGAGUACCCAUGGACAUGAAGAUGGUGACAGUAGACACUAGGGACUGCUAGGAGAGGGAGGGAAGAAGGAAAAGGCUGAAAAACUGCUGAGUACUAUGUUCAGUACCUGGGUGUUGGGAUCAUUCAUACCCCAAACCUCAGCACCACACAAUUUACCCAGGUAACAAACCCGUACAUGUACACCCUGAAUCUAACGUAAAAGUUGAAAAAGAAAAAACAGAAUGGAAUCUCUGCUUGUUCUCAACAUAUCAGUUGUGCCUCUCUUCAAUUUGAAACUCUCACUAUUGGCUAUAUUUGGGGGUGCCCUAUUUCCCAUCUCAUAACUUAUUUUAAGAAGCACAGCAUAAUAAUGUGUGAGCUUGGGAUUCAGUUUUUGAAAUAAAACACUGAGCCUUCAGUGACCUUCCUGUACAUGUAAAAGCACACCUGUCUGCAUGGCAGCAGUUGGACCUCACAAUGUGGAUUAUACCUUCACCCUGGAAUGUUUAUGAUGCCCUAUCACCAUGGUGAUGGGAUUAGGGAUCUCCUGCCCUCAGUCCUAAGUGCCACUGUCUGUGCUGAGUUUUUCAAAGGCCAGAGCAGAUUGAACCUUUGUGGUUUCAUUUUCCCUGAUUUUGAUUUUUCUUAUGGGGGACCUGUGUUCCUGCAUUCGAGAUGACUUUGAGUUUCCAGUGGAUCAUGAGAUUGUAGACGCACCUCAGCCUGCUAUCAAAGCUCCCUGUGGGGACGCUGUACAAGACUUCGCUAAUGAGGAUGCUGUAGAAGACAUCUCUAAUGAGGCUGCUGUACAUGACAUCUCUAAAGAGGAUGCUGUAGAAGACAACUCUAAUCCGGACACUGUAGAAGACAUUUCUAAUGAGAAUGCUGUAUACGACAUCGCUAAUGAGGACACUGUACAAGACAUCUGUAAAAAAGAAGAUGCUGCCAGUGAGCCGUUGACGCUGGAGAAUGCUUGCUCAUUGGACAGGAUAGACUGGGCAUCCAGGCCUCAAGAAAAAAAACACUGGCUCGUGUGGGUUGGGAAGGUGAAAUACCAGAAGUACUUCAUCUGGUUAUUUCUACCUAUGCGAAUCCUAUAG
This is a messenger RNA of Pongo pygmaeus (Bornean orangutan), 1505 nucleotides long. RefSeq lists its product as uncharacterized. Lineage: Eukaryota; Metazoa; Chordata; Mammalia; Primates; Hominidae. Bases 1053 to 1505 code for a protein of 150 amino acids. The transcript is spliced from 6 exons. The record is from RefSeq and is a predicted model, not a curated record.